AUGAAGAGGUCCACGUUGCUGUCGCUGGACGCAUUCGCUAAGACCGAAGAGGACGUGCGGGUCCGCACCAAGGCCGGCGGGCUGAUCACGCUGUCAUGUAUCCUGACCACGCUAUUCCUGCUAGUGAACGAAUGGAGACAAUUCAACUCUGUAGUAACUCGGCCGCAGCUGGUGGUAGACCGUGAUCGUCACGCGAAGCUGGAGCUGAACGUGGACGUGACGUUCCCGUCGAUGCCAUGCGACCUGGUGAACCUCGACAUCAUGGACGACUCUGGGGAGCUGCAACUGGACAUACUUGAUGCCGGAUUCACGAUGACCAGGCUGGACCGUGAGGGCAAUUCCGUGGGUGACGCUGCUGAACUGCAUGUUGGUGGGAAUGGCGAAGCUGUCACGCCGGCCAACGACGACCCCAACUACUGUGGGCCCUGCUACGGUUCCAAGGACCAGACACAAAACGACAAUUUGGCUCAGGCAGACAAGGUGUGCUGUCAAGACUGUGACGCGGUGAGGUCCGCGUAUCUGGAGUCAGGAUGGGCGUUUUUUGACGGGAAGAACAUCGAGCAAUGUGAAAGAGAGGGCUACGUGAACAGGAUUAACGAGCACCUACACGAGGGUUGCCGGAUCGAGGGGUCUGCGCAGAUCAACCGAAUUCAGGGGAACAUCCACUUUGCUCCUGGCAAGCCAUACCAGAACAUCCAUGGCCACUUCCACGAUACUUCGCUGUACGACAAGACAUCCGACCUGAACUUCAACCACAUCGUCAAUCACCUGAGCUUCGGCAAGCCAAUCCAGUCGCACCACAAACUGCUGGCCAACGCCAAGCGCCACGGCGACGCCGUGGCCUCCACGGCCCCCUUGGACGGGCGCCAGGUGUUUCCGGACAUUGCCACGCACUUUCACCAGUUCUCGUACUUUGCCAAGAUCGUCCCCACCAGGUACGAGUACCUAGACAGUGAGGUCAUCGAGACCGCUCAGUUCAGUGCCACGUACCACUCGCGACCCCUCAUUGGUGGGAGGGAUAAGGACCACCCCAACACGAUCCACACCAGGGGCGGCAUCCCGGGCCUGUUCGUGUUCUUCGAGAUGUCUCCGCUUAAGGUCAUCAACAAGGAACAACACGGCCAGAGCUGGUCCGGCUUCAUCCUGAACUGUAUCACCAGCAUUGGCGGUGUCCUGGCUGUGGGCACCGUCAUGGACAAGCUGCUCUACAAGGCGCAGAGAUCGAUUUGGGGCAAGAAGAGCCAGUAG
Molecule: messenger RNA, 1248 nt
Organism: Saccharomyces eubayanus
Lineage: Eukaryota; Fungi; Ascomycota; Saccharomycetes; Saccharomycetales; Saccharomycetaceae
Gene: ERV46
Product: retrograde cargo receptor ERV46
Exons: 1
Coding region: 1-1248 (415 amino acids)
Biological process (GO): endoplasmic reticulum to Golgi vesicle-mediated transport; retrograde vesicle-mediated transport, Golgi to endoplasmic reticulum
Cellular component (GO): Golgi membrane; COPII-coated ER to Golgi transport vesicle; endoplasmic reticulum membrane
Source: RefSeq, a predicted model, not a curated record